AUGUCGACCAUGUAUCCUGAGCUGAAUUAUCACAGUGUAUCCUGCACACCUGGGAAACCUUGCAGUCAUGCCAUUCCUGUCCAACCACAGGACGAGCAAAGACUGUUUUCUGUGAUUGAGGAUAAAUUCUAUGAUGUCCGGCAAGGAGAGGGUUCCCUUGAUCAGGUUGAUGACGUAUUCAACGCCAGAGAUGGGCUAAAUGCUCCUGGAUGGUUUGAUGCUCUGAUCAAAACAAAUACACCAGAAGAGAAAAAUUAUAGAGAAGGCUCUUCUGAUGACUUUGAGCAUAGAAACAGGUUUGCAACAACGGAUACGGUUGAGGUUGAAUCCUACAAUCGGUUUCAGCAUCAAGCUGAUUCAAGAAGAACGAAUGCUCCAACGGAUGUUAGACCCUUCAAUAGGUUUCAGCAUGGGAGUGGGUUUGUAAGCCUGAGUGAUUCAAGAAGAACAAACUCUCCAGUCGAAGUAGAAUCAUUCAACCGGUUUCAGCAUCAAGCUGAUUCAAGAGGAACAAAUGCGCCAACGACUGUUGAGUCCUCCAAUGGGUUUCAGCAUCGGAGUGGGUUUGUAAGCUUGAGUGAUUUAAGAGGAAUAAAAACUCCAACGACUGUUGAGUCUUCCAAUGGGUUUCAACAUCGGAGUGGGUUAAUAAACCUGGAUUGGGAGGAUGAAGGUGUUUACUCCAGUAACCGGUUUGACGGUCCAUAUCUGUACGACGAGAACAGGGUUGAUUUAGAGGACCGCUAUGGAUAUUCUAAGGAUGAAGAAGAGGAAAUGCCUGAAUUUUCAAGCAUACUCCAAGCCAAUACAGGCAAACAAACAGGAGUAAUCACUCAAAAUACAGAAGAAAUAAAUGAUUUCAAAUCCAACAGAUUUCCUGCCAAAGCCCCUGAAAGAACCCCUGAUAGAACUCCACAAAGAACCCCUGAUAGAGCCCCGGAGAGGGCCCCCGAAAAAGCCCCAGCAAUGGCCCCUGAGUCAAUGUCUCAAAGAGAAAAUGCAAAUCGGAGAAAUGGAUAUUUUGAAAGAAAUAAGAACAUGGAUCGAUAUGAUCCAUUUUCUUUCCACGACACAGCAACAAAACCACCACUGCACAAUAUUUUCAGAUCUACUGAGCGUAGUUACACUGUCCAACAAUUUCAACCGCUGAGUGUGAUUGAUUCUAGACAUUCAGUACAGGAACACUUACCAAAGUACAAACCGGUAAAAUCUACCAAAUCUCCAAUUAUUGUCAACUUCAACGAAAUCAGAGGUAAACAUGACUUUGAAAUUGGAACAGAUCUUAGGGUUAAAAACAGAGACAGGACAUUUGGAGAGGAGAGAAAUAAAGAAAGACACAGUUUCUUCAAUGCUGACACUCAGGAAAUGAAGUUCACAACUUGGCAGGAAGAGCCUAUCACUGAAUCGUAUUAUGGGAACAAAAAACAAGAGAUUAGCCAUGGGGCAGGAUACAAAGGAGCCAUCAAUCCAAUAUUCGUCUCACUGGAUCAGGCUGAGAACCGAGAGAUUCUUUCCCAGGUUCCAACCCAGCCUCCUAGACUCUACUUUCCGGUCAAACACGCAAACAAGGUAUUUGUUGGUUCAGAAUCUAAACCUUCUUCAACUAAUCAAUAUAAACAGUAUCAAACCACCACACCAUCAAGGGAGCAGCAUGAGUAUUGGGAUAGUCAAACAACUCUAUCAACCAAACCUACUCAGAGACCUUGGAAACAAUAUGGACAGAUUGUUGAGGAAUUACUAAAUGAUGAGCAAAGGAGAAACAAAGAUUUUUACUCUGGACGGAACAAAUUUGUGGGAGACCCACAAUAUAUUUCUACAAGACCUCUUGUUGUGGGGCCCAGUAUUCCGGGAAAUUCAAAUGUACCAGAUCCAAAUUUCGGAGGCUCCUCGGGACAGAAAAACACCGGAGGCGGGUUUGUUAGAUUCGGAGGCGAUCCCAACUCACACCCGGCUAAAAGGGUUAACAAGGAUGAUUUUUUGGAUGACAUUCAAAACAACAGGAUAUCUCUACAACCUCCUCCUGAUAUGCUCACAUCAUACUCAGACAGGUUUAGUUUUUUUCAUCGUUUUUCUUCCUACUUAAUCGAUUUUUUUUAAAUAUAAGUGAUUUUGUA
Eurytemora carolleeae is the source of this 2114-nucleotide messenger RNA. RefSeq lists its product as uncharacterized. NCBI's taxonomy places the organism in Eukaryota, Metazoa, Arthropoda, Copepoda, Calanoida, Temoridae. The coding region runs from base 1 to 2097 and encodes 698 amino acids. The record is from RefSeq and is a predicted model, not a curated record. The transcript has 17 exons.